AUGAAGGGAAUUUUGAUAGAGUUGUCGAGAAGAGUUGUAAGACUACCAAAUAAUAUUGUGAAUGGACGAUUGUAUUGCUCUCCUCCUUCAUCUUCUUCUCUACUUCCCAAUAACAAGCUCUUCUUCGCUGGUACUAUGAUUUCAGUUUGGCUUAAUUUUGUCAUUUCAUCUGUAUAUAUAUCGGUUUAUCCAUCUUCUUCUCUACUUCCCAAUAACAAGCUCUUCGUCGCUGGUUUGUCAUGGUCAGUUGAUGAAAAAUCGCUAAGUGAUGCAUUCUCCUCUUUCGGGCAAGUAACAGAAGUAAGGAUAAUGUAUGAUAAAGAAACUGGCCGAUCAAGGGGGUUUGGGUUUGUUUACUUCUCAAAAGACGAAGAAGCCAGCAGUGCAAAAGACUCCAUGGAUGGAAAGGCUUUUCUAGGUCGUCCAUUGAGGGUAAGCUUUGCCCUUGAAAAGGUUCGUGGUGCACCUGUUGUUGUUCCCCGACUUACAGGCACUGGAAAUGCUGAUAGAAAAACUCGUUGAGUUUUGUUUGCGGUAGUGUCCCUGGCAUUGAGGAGUGGUUUUCUGCAGCAUUUUUUCGGUUUGGUGAAUAUACCUUAUGUUACUGGAUCAAUUACCUGAUUACCUCCAUGAACGCUUUAUAAAAGGCAUUCGUUCUUUGCAAAAGCUACCAGGAAAUGAAGCUAGUGCUGGGGUGGUCUUGUGGGAAAUCACAUUAUGUUGACUUGAGUUUGUACUUACUAUACUACCAAAAAACAAUUAGAAAUCUUAUGCUGCAACCAGGAAAUUGGUGCAGCUCUCUUUGUGUACCCUUCGUUUGGUUGUUGGUUAUAGUUACGCAGGUAAGAUUUAGUAAUUCAUGUAUUAGUUACUCAUCAUAACUUAUACAUGCAUUAGUUAAGCGGAAUUGUAAAUUGA
Messenger RNA from Solanum tuberosum (potato), 918 nucleotides. Its product is annotated as glycine-rich RNA-binding protein 3, mitochondrial. Gene Ontology annotation, molecular function: RNA binding. The coding region runs from base 1 to 522 and encodes 173 amino acids. The record is from RefSeq and is a predicted model, not a curated record. NCBI's taxonomy places the organism in Eukaryota, Viridiplantae, Streptophyta, Magnoliopsida, Solanales, Solanaceae. The transcript is spliced from 4 exons.